AAAAAGAAGUCAGCCGAAACGGUAACUCUACAGGGUAAGAAUGCUGAAGAACAAAAAGAAUACAUGAAUGGCUAUGACGAAGGUUAUAAAUCUGCUCUACUGGAGAAUCUUGGUGGUUCUAAAGAAAAUAUGGGAUCGUCUAAGGCGUUGGAGAAGUUACGAAAAACGAAGAACAUUGGAAAAGGGAAAUUAUUCCAACGAGGGUUCACUGAAGGUUACAACAAGGCAACUGCAUUGCUGAAAUCCACCGAUAAACUUGGUAAAGAAUCCGGUGACUCGAAAGAGGGAUCGAAAGAUACUGCUGAGAAAGUGUCAAAAGAGAAGGUCGCGUCUAAAGAACGCCACAAAAGCCCGCAAAAAGGAAGUGGCAAGAAAAGGUCAAGAGAGAAGGCUAAGAAAGCGCAUGGAAAACGAAUAUCAAGAGAAGGCAUUAAAAAGGGACGAUCCAAAGAGUUGCCAAAGCUGCCAUCAAAAGAAGGUGCGAAGGCGCCGUCGAAGGAAAAAGCAAAAAUCCGCUCCAAAGAAGAGCCGCUACGAGCAAAGGAGGAGUCGAAGGAACCGUCGAAAGAAGCUGCUAUAAAACCUUCUAAAGAAAAGCCGUCUAAACAAGAAAUACAGCGAAAAGGUCUGUUGAGGGGAGAGCCAAUGUCAAGUUCAUUAAAAACUGCAAUCUUAAUGGAGUCGUCGGAGGGAAGAAAUGCAACAGCAAAAACUCCAGGUGGCACAGACCCAUCGUUGGGAGAUCCUCUUAAGAGAAAAGACAUAGUUCAUAUUGGACCAAGUGGAAAGCGGCAAUUCUUGAUUAUCAUGUACCGCGAUCAGAAGACUAAUGAAAUCCUCAUUUCAAGAAGUGGAGACGAAGAUGAGGAUGAUGAUAACGGUUCCAAAACUUCUAGCUCAAAGCUACUACAAGAGUAG
Strongylus vulgaris is the source of this 918-nucleotide messenger RNA. The record is from the annotation of a GenBank genome assembly. NCBI's taxonomy places the organism in Eukaryota, Metazoa, Nematoda, Chromadorea, Rhabditida, Strongylidae.